Sordaria macrospora k-hell is the source of this 828-nucleotide messenger RNA. RefSeq lists its product as uncharacterized. The record is from RefSeq and is a predicted model, not a curated record. NCBI's taxonomy places the organism in Eukaryota, Fungi, Ascomycota, Sordariomycetes, Sordariales, Sordariaceae.
AUGUCGUUCCAGGCCAUGGCCAACCUUGCAACCGUCCUCCUGGCGUUGCCGGUAGCCCUCUUCCCAGCCGUUGCCCAAGCCGAGGCACUCGCGGCACUCGGUUGCAGAGCGCACACGUGGGACACCCCUGCGAGACCCCGCGAAGGUCCGACAAUCCCAGACGCCGUCUACUUCCAGGCCGUCAACAUGACGGACUUUGCCGCGGAGCUGAAGGCGGCAGGCUGGAGUCAGCUGGCGCUGGGCUCUACCAACUUCAUCUACGACCACGCCUCGGGCGCUUUCGACGAGAAGGCGCCGAGCAUUUUCUGGUCGACGCCCGGCAAGCCCUUGCAAGGGAUGCCGCACCAGAACCAAAAGUUCUGCAGGUACGAGUGGAACCAGAACUGGGUGUCGUUCCGGCGCAAGGACGCCAUGGCGCAGAUCGACCGGUUCUGCGGGUCCGGGAGCCCGCUAUACGGCAAGGCCAUCAAGGGCCCGCUGACGGCGGUGCUGCGGAUCCCGACGCCGCCGCAGGACACCAAGUACCACGACGACCGCGCGCACCCGAUCGACAUGGGCUGGUACUGGCUCGAGUGGGUGCUGUACGUGGAGGACGGGUGCGAGUGGAUGCACGACGAGGCCGACUGCCUCAGCUACAUGCAUGGCGCGCUCGACGGCUGCGGCUGCGACGACGCCUCGGAGAAAUGGGGCGGCGCCGUCGUCAAUCGCUGCUACGGGUUCGGGCUCUGGAUGGGUCCGAGCUUCUUCGACCUCCAUGCUUGUCCUGAGCAGGUAAGGGGGGCGGAGACUUGGGCACUUGAAGAUUGCACCAGGACGUGGGCCGGCUAG